AAUAAUUAUUUAGACCAUCUAACGGUUGCAAAUAACUCACACCACGUGGAGGGAUCUGGUUCCUUGAUGAAAAUUUCAGAUUUGCCGCGCUGAGGUCAUUCUAUGUCCAGGUUCGAAAUUUGUCCUUUGUCCCAAAACCCGAGGCUCGUAAAAUCCGAACCGAUGCUAUCUGUCAAGUCGAUAAACCGAAGGCUUGGAUACACCGAACCUCUAGUUCAAAUUCCGAACCUCCACAUCACCUUCAUCUCUCUUUGUCUCUGUUUAGACUAUAGACAUAUCAGUGAAUCUCAGCUUCCCUUAUUCACUGCUCUAUUAAACUCUUCCACCCACCCACCCACCCCCUCAAAAUCACCCCACUCAUCCUCUCAUUUCUUCCUCCGCCGUCCGAUCCUUCAACUCAGAUCAAUCGUCGCCGGUGAAUCAUCGGAUACCGUAGCAGAAACAACCGUUCAUCCUGGAUUUGUUGUUCUCGGGAGUUUUACGGUGAUGUCAGGGGAAGAACGGCCGUCGACUUUAGUGGUGGAUCCGUUGUUGAAGGAUCUGAGUGAGAAGAAACAGAAUUUCCGGCGAAACGUGGUGUCGCUUGCGGCGGAGCUUAAGGAGGUUCGCAGCCGUCUUGCUUAUCAAGAACAGUCUUUUGUUCGUGAAACCCUAACCAGACAGGAAGCUGAGAGUAAAGCUAAGAAAAUGGAAGAAGAGAUAAACAAAUUGCAAGAGUCUUUGGAGGAAAAGAAUGGAGAGCUUCAAUUUUCAGCUUUAAACACUGAGAAGUAUGUUAAGCAGUUGGAUGACCUUAAAUCACAACUUUCUGCGACUCAAGCAACUGCAGAUGCAAGUGCUGCAUCAGCUGAAUCGGCACAGCUUCAGUGUUUGGUGCUUUUGAAAGAGUUGGAUGAGAAAAACAGUUCACUGAAGGAACAUGAAGUUCGUGUAAACAAACUUGGUGAGCAAUUAGAUCUUUUGCAGAAGGAUCUUCAAGCAAGAGAAUCAUCCCAAAGGCAAUUGAAAGAUGAAGUGGUGAGAAUUGAGCAUGAUAUCAUGCAAGCAUUAGCAAAAUCUGGUGCAAACACAGAUUGUGAAUUGAGGAAGGUCUUAGAUGAGGUCUCGCCAAAGAACAUUGAGAAGAUGAACAAGCUGUUGACUGACAAAGAUGAAGAACUUGCCAAACUCCGGUACGAAAUCAGGAUCAUGUCUGCCCACUGGAAGCUAAAAACCAAGGAGUUGGAAUCUCAGUUAGAAAAGCAUCGUAGGGCUGAUCAAGAGUUGAAAAAGAGGAUUAUGAAGUUGGAAUUCUGUCUACAAGAGACUCGAAGUCAAACUCGCAAGCUCCAAAGGAUGGGAGAACGACGUGACAAAGCUAUUAAGGAACUGAGAGACCAAUUAUCAGUUAAGCAAGUUGGAACUUCCAGCAACAAUAAUCAGAACUUCUGGGAUACCUCAGGAUUCAAGGUUGUCGUUUCAAUGUCAAUGCUGAUGUUAGUCCUCUUUUCAAAGCGGUAAUAGUUACAAUUAGUAUUAGUUGACAAUGUAAAAAGGAGAAGUGUAGCUACUAACAACAUAGAAGCUGUAGAGCUGCUGCUUAAUAUAUUAGAAUGUUAAUCAUACUAUAUGGGGCCCUAUCUUUUUGUACCUUAAGGGCAUCACAACUGAAUCCAUCAUCUCGAUGUUCAAUUAUUAGAUAUUAUAUAUACAUGCGGUAAUCAUAACGUUACAUAAUCAUGUUUUUAAAAUGUAUCGUUGAAACUCCAA
This is a messenger RNA of Solanum pennellii, 1749 nucleotides long. RefSeq names its product nuclear envelope-associated protein 2-like. NCBI's taxonomy places the organism in Eukaryota, Viridiplantae, Streptophyta, Magnoliopsida, Solanales, Solanaceae. The record is from RefSeq and is a predicted model, not a curated record. The coding region runs from base 103 to 1500 and encodes 465 amino acids. The transcript has 6 exons.